Pyrenophora tritici-repentis Pt-1C-BFP is the source of this 789-nucleotide messenger RNA. The record is from RefSeq and is a predicted model, not a curated record. NCBI's taxonomy places the organism in Eukaryota, Fungi, Ascomycota, Dothideomycetes, Pleosporales, Pleosporaceae.
AUGCGCUCGUUUACUACCGCCAUCGUGCUCUUGAGCAUCUUUUCUGACUUCACCUCUGCCCACCCCUCUUUUCUCAACUCUCGGGCCCAAUCAAAAACCGUCAAGGUCCCCAUCGAAGACCUCCUCAAAGGCUCUACAAUCGAACGCAGCGGGAAAGGCGACGGGACAAUCUACUCAUUUUCCGUUCCUGCUAAGAAACCUGUCUCUGCACGCUCCGAGUCUGAGUCGGACCUUGUCAAGAGGAUUGGCAAUCCAUGUGCCAAUGACCCAUGCUGCACGAUUCUUAGCAACCCGGAUACCUUCAAAAAGGAAUACCGCUGGGAGCUCAAAAACUGGUCUCAGCACCUCGGCAAACCGCAAGCCAUCUCGCAACCCAUUUGUCCACCAGGCAGCGUGACAAAUUCGAGAACGGUGUCCUAUACGUGGUCAAUCAAUGUCAACCUUGGGCCAGACCUGAAAUUUGGGCCGUCCAUCUUGGACAAGUUUGGCAUUCGUGUCGGCUUUGCUUAUAGCUGGGGCGAGGCUACGACUGUUGGUUAUACAGCCCUAUGUAGCGAUGGGAACGACUUCCCCUGUUUUGCCUAUUUCACACCGAGAAUCGGUAAGAUCUAUGGUACUGGAUGGAUUGAAACCAUGGGCACUGACGGUAAAACGAUCUGUUCCAAAACGGAGAAGUCGGAAAUGGAGAUCAGUGUACCAAUUCUCAAAUCCGACGUAUGCAAGGAAGGAGCAGUCUCCAAGAAUCCAUGUGGACCAGAGGGCAACUCAACGAUCCGUCUAGACGACUAA